Ceratina calcarata is the source of this 1485-nucleotide messenger RNA. RefSeq lists its product as uncharacterized. The transcript has 7 exons. The record is from RefSeq and is a predicted model, not a curated record. NCBI's taxonomy places the organism in Eukaryota, Metazoa, Arthropoda, Insecta, Hymenoptera, Apidae. The coding region runs from base 1 to 1404 and encodes 467 amino acids.
AUGCCUCACUUAAAUAGAACUAAAAGCGGACAUGCCGUCGACGAAAAUCGUAAAUCGCCUAACAAAGCGUCUAAACUGAAGAAAUGUAUAACUGCAGCAAAUCGUAAAUAUAGUUCAAAAGCCCAAGAUCGCUUAGCAGGAGGAGCAGACGCGCCUGAGGAGAAAGAAGAUGAACCGCAAAUAGCGGUGACCGAAGAGUCUAAAGUCAUAACAGAGACUACUGAAGCUAUUACGAAAACAGAAGAUGGAAUUCCUGUUCGUACAGCUGGGCCAUGCUGCACUUGUCUAGCGUCAAUUCCAGGAUCAACCGGAGAUAAGAAAGUGGAUGAGAUAAUCGACUAUGUGCAUCAAAACUUGCAAGAUGCUGGUAAAGCUUUGGCCACCUUAGGCGAGAACUUUGAGCACGAAUCAAAGUUGAUGUUCGCCGACGUUCUCGGUCGGAUACAACAAUGGAUCGGUAUCGUACAAAACAAACUGGACAUUUGUGAGAAAGAGCUUGAAGCGUUGCGUAAGGAACUGAUAGCGCGAGCUUGCGAAAUUGAGAAUCUGAAGAAAUUGUUGGGAGAGUGCGAGGAACGCGAGGCAAGUUGUGUCAAUGAAAUAUCUGCUUUACUGUCAUUUAAAAAAGCGACGCAAACUGAACUCAGAUCACGUAUCGCGAAACAAGAAGAGCAAGUGAAGGAAGCGAAGGAAGUAAAGGAAGUAAAGGAAGUACAAGAAGACCCACGGAAAGAAGAAGUGGAAAUUGCCAAAGAAGUAGCUCCGAGAAAAUUCGAUGCAUUCGAAAUGGAUGAAGACGAUAGAGAUAGAGAUAGAUCCCGCGAGAAAAUAGAAAUAAUUUGCACCGAUGCAGCUAUUCAGUCGAUGAUGAAAGAUAAAGACAGACUGAGACGGGAAAUGGAGCUGGAGGCUGAAAUAGCAAGGCUUCGCAAAGAGAACGAGCGCAUCAUAAAAGAACGUGCGGAAUACGAAAACGCGAUUCAACGAGCGUUGCUUAGAGGUGUUUCUUGUUUGAACGUUGAAGCAUUAAGAGUUCUGCGUUGCCCGCCGAUCCCUUGUUGCACUCCUUGUGCUCCUUGUCCUGCUUCUAUUAUGGAAUCAACGAUGACGUGCAGAAAAAAUGGUGCGGCAAGUUCGAGGCCCAAAAGUUGCGUCACUCAACGUGCUGGUUCCGGGAGAGCACACGAGCAAUGCUGUCUCACUGCAAAAAGACCUUGCGCCAGUGCCUGUUGUUCCGGUGGAAAAGGUCGCAAAUCUCCAUCGGACAACAGCAUGGUUUUCCUUCUUCAUCAAGGAGACGCGGAAAAUGUUUGUAACAUGAACGACGCUUCGAUGCCACGAGUUUGCGGUGCACCGGCUAUGAAAAAGAUCGAAAUACCGCCGUGUCCCAGAUUCGGCAAAUAGUAAAGCUCACCCGAACACGAUACUCUGUGUUUUUUAACAAUAAGAAGAAUGAGAAAGAGCGCGAUCUGAUGGAAGUUUUAA